Molecule: messenger RNA, 1461 nt
Organism: Centropristis striata (black sea bass)
Lineage: Eukaryota; Metazoa; Chordata; Actinopteri; Perciformes; Serranidae
Gene: pgam1b
Product: phosphoglycerate mutase 1b
Exons: 4
Coding region: 225-989 (254 amino acids)
Biological process (GO): glycolytic process
Molecular function (GO): intramolecular phosphotransferase activity
Source: RefSeq, a predicted model, not a curated record
GGAAGAGCGUUUGUGUCGUGAGAUCUGUCAAGUUCAGACAGGCAGACCAACUCUACCCAAAAACUCUCCUCCAGCUCUCCAAAAUACUGCGCCCGCGUCUCUGCAGCCGGAUUUGGAGUUGCGGCGACACCAGGACGCAUCUGCGGACUCUUCUGUCGCGUUAUAAGAAGACUCACUCACCACACACUUCCCGGAAAUACAGCGCAGAGGGCAUCGGUGUGAGGAUGGCUGCCUACAAGCUGGUCCUGAUCCGCCAUGGAGAGAGCUGCUGGAACCAGGAGAACCGAUUCUGCGGCUGGUUUGACGCGGACCUGAGUGAGACCGGAGAGCACGAGGCCAAGAGGGGCGGGCAGGCCCUGAAAGAUGCUGGCUAUGAGUUUGAUAUCUGCUACACCUCGGUCCUGAAGAGAGCCAUCCGCACGCUGUGGUUUGUCCUGGACAGCAUCGACCAGAUGUGGCUGCCGGUCCAGCGGACCUGGAGGCUCAACGAGCGCCACUACGGUGGCCUGACGGGGCUCAACAAGGCUGAGACGGCGGCGAAACACGGAGAGGCCCAGGUCAAGAUCUGGAGGCGCUCCUUCGACACGCCUCCCCCCCCCAUGGACGAGGGCCACGACUACUACCAGAACAUCAGCAAGGACCGGCGCUACGCGGAGCUGACGGAGGAGCAGCUGCCCAGCUGUGAGAGUCUGAAGGACACCAUCGCCAGAGCUCUGCCCUUCUGGAACGAAGAGAUCGUCCCUCAGAUCAAAGACGGGAAGAGAGUGCUGAUCGCUGCCCACGGCAACAGUCUCCGGGGCAUCGUCAAGCACCUGGAGGGUAUGUCUGAGGAGGCCAUCAUGGAGCUCAACCUGCCGACAGGAAUCCCCAUCGUCUACGAGCUGGACAAGAACCUGAAGCCUUUAGGACCCAUGCAGUUCCUGGGAGACGAGGAGACCGUCAAGAAAGCCAUGGAAGCUGUGGCGGCUCAGGGCAAAGCCAAGAAAUAGACUCCCCCGACCCCUGACCUCUGACCCCUGACCCCUGACCCCUGACCCCGGCUGAGCUAGAGUACACAUCUAUCAUGUGCUGUUCAGUUACCACCAGGUCAUUUACUGUUACUGUCAUCACAACCUUGCACCCACACAGACAUAUAAUGUGCACUUUAUUUUGAUAAUUCCCUGCUUAAACACAAUGAUUUGAUUGGUCUUUACUUUAUGACAUAAACUGAAACAUACAUGUCGUUAUGAUACGCUGGAUCAGCUGUAAUACAGUUUAAGCACUGACCAAAAGGCUAAAUUGGGGACCAGGAAAUAGACGAACCUGCAGAAUCAUCCCAUGUAUUCUUCCUGUGUGAGUGAAGCUCAGAGGAACAGUAGAACUAGAGAGAAACACUGGUAGAACGCUCUGCACUGCUGAUAUCUGUUUGUUUGCUGUGGCAUUGUGAUGAGAAUAAAUGUUGUCAGCCAUUAUGUGAUGAAA